CUUGGGGCUCUCUGGCACUACACCUUCUGUCUGUACUGUCCGACGUCUUCCUCGCCUCGCGCACCUCUAGGCCCUCUGCAGAGCUCGCACUGAAGUCCCUCCGCGCUUGCAAUGCUUCAAUCGCUUGCGACCGCCACAUGUCUGGCAGCCCUGCUCACCAGCGUGCUGCCCAUCGCUGCUGAGCCGUUGGAGGUCAGAGCAGACGACUUCACGUCUGUCUGCAAGGAGAUUAGUAGCGCCAUCUCCUCCGCGUCCGCAGUUCACUGGCCUGGACUGGACCUCGCGUACUUCACGGACAUCGGUCACUGGGCGACGUCCAGCACUGCCCAGUCCGCGUGCUCUGUCGAGCCAGGUACCACAGACGAUGUGGCAGCUAUCCUUCAAAUUCUCGCGAAGAAUAAGACCCCCUUUGCUGUCAAGGGCGCGGGCCAUGCCUCGAACCCCGGCUUCUCGUCGACGGCCGGUGUGCAGAUUGCCAUGUACCGCUUCAGCGGGGUCACGUACCAUCCGGAGGCGAACGUCGCCGAAGUGGGCGCGGGGCUGAUCUGGGAUGACGUUUACUCAUCCUUGGAGCCGUUUGCCGUGAACGUGGUGGGAGGACGCGUCUCCGGCGUUGGUGUGGCGGGCUUCACUCUUGGCGGAGGGUACUCGUGGAAGACGAACCAGCACGGUCUCACGAUCGACAAUCUGACCGGUUUCGAGCUAGUCCUUCCCAAUGGAACGGUCACGACUGUUACGCAGAACACCUACCCCGACCUCUUUUUCGGGUUGAAGGGUGGCUUCAACAACUUCGGUAUUGUCACCAAGUUCAAUCUCACUACUUACCCCCAAACAGAGGUCUGGGGCGGCCUAAUUACCAUCACGGAGGACCAGCUUGACAAAGUGAACGCCGCUACUGUCAAGUUCUCGCAGUCGGUGACGGACCCGAAAGCUCAGAUCCUUCCCACGUACAACUUCCUCCUUGGACAGCCGGGCAUCUCGCUCAUCCUGUUCUACGACUUCCCGACUCCUCCGGCUGGCAUUUUCGAUGACUUCCUGGCGAUCCCCCAUUUCACCAGUGAUGUGAAGACUCGCCCCUUCCUGGAUCUCGUCAAGGCAGCGCCCGCCAAUGCUACCGGCGGUCAGCGGGCGAUCUUCCACACCGUGUCCCUGCUGGAGUAUACUGACAACAUCAUGGCCGCUGUUGUGAAUGAGACCAAGUUCUGGGGCCAGCGCCUCUCGCUCCAGACCGGCAACUUCAUCAGCUACGAUGUCGAGCCCUUCCUGCCCUCCAUCUUCUCGCACUCGGCCGAGGGCUCCUCCGCGUUCCCGCCCUCGCGCGCGAAGGGCCUCCUCCCGCUAAACAUCUACUACGCAUGGGGCCUCGACCUCGCUGAUGACGCUAUGCACGAUGCGGCUCGCCAGAGCGCGGCGCACCUUACGCAGGUCGUGCUCGCGGAGGGCCAAGACGUCGCGGACGCCGCGCUAUACGGCAACUACGCGAUCUUCGACACGCCGCUCGAGCGCAUCUACGGCGGGAACCUUGCGCGUCUCCAGGCGCUUAAGGCACAAUACGACCCGGAGAACGUUAUGGGCCUCGCCGGCGGCUGGAAGUUCUGACGGGCGGGUGAAUGAGAUGAUGCACCGUGCGCGCGGUUCAUCGGGCUUUCAGGUUUGCUGUGGACUAUCUGGAUCUUCUGCUCUCUUUCACGUUCAGCUCUGUUCUUUCCUUCGAAAUCGCUCAUUUGUUUUAUCCUAGGUGUGCGUUGCAUUCUGAUCCCUACGGUACGAAUCUAAUCGCUUUAUGGCCCUGAGCAUGUGGGAGCGCUCGUACGGAGAUGUCUCCUUGGGCACUGCUAUUGCCGUCGGAGCCGCAUGGUGGCUGUUCCUGGCGUCUCUGGGCGUCUUCCGUUGGCAGCGUGUUCGUCUCCCGCCGGCGGGACCGCCGCACCUAGAAGCCAAAACCACAUAUGGAAGCGCUAUGGCCUUCAGCCGCAUGCCUCGCCUCGCAUGGAUGUCCGGUGUCCAUGAGGUCAUCAACUGCCGGUUAACCGUUCCAUUCCGGUCAAUGGGUGGGGAAGUCCGGCUGCAGACAGUCACCA
Messenger RNA from Trametes versicolor FP-101664 SS1, 2081 nucleotides. RefSeq names its product FAD-binding domain-containing protein. Gene Ontology annotation, molecular function: FAD binding; oxidoreductase activity. The transcript has 11 exons. NCBI's taxonomy places the organism in Eukaryota, Fungi, Basidiomycota, Agaricomycetes, Polyporales, Polyporaceae. The record is from RefSeq and is a predicted model, not a curated record. The coding region runs from base 112 to 1599 and encodes 495 amino acids.